Molecule: messenger RNA, 795 nt
Organism: Phytophthora sojae
Lineage: Eukaryota; Oomycota; Peronosporomycetes; Peronosporales; Peronosporaceae
Exons: 2
Coding region: 1-795 (264 amino acids)
Source: RefSeq, a predicted model, not a curated record
AUGGGGGGUAAUUACUCAAAACUUUUUACGAAGUUUGUCGCCGAGCGAGCACUGGCGCGGCACCGACUGGUUCGUCGGAACACCCAACGGCGCUACAGGAAGAAGCUGCAGAACAAAGGAAUCGACCUGGAGACGUCCGUCACUCAACUCCGAGCCGAGAUCCAGCGGCUACAGCAAAUGAAGAGCGAACCGCAGCACAUUUUAAUCGCGAUGACGCCGUGGAAGGCCAUAGUGGAGCAAAGUCGCCUGUUCCGCUACGGAUUCCGACCUCCGGUGCCGGUGUCCGAGCUCUGCAGUGACAAGACCCCUCAAUGCUCUGAUUUGGCUUACGUGCAGACGCGGUUUACCCAAACCAUAAUGGCACCGGACGUGCACAACAACGCUGGGUACGGAGUCAAGGCCGGGCUGGAAAACUGGCGACUGAUCUCGCUUCAUCACGAAAACCUGGUCAUUGAGCUUGUUCGGUUGGAGCGUGGGCCGGGGGAGUCUGUGGUUGCGUACCAGAACGCGACCACCACUUUCACGGCGAAUAUGCUUCGUCAGGCUUUGCCUCACCUUGUUGACGACGAACGCGGCUGGGAUCCGGUCGCGGUCAAGCUCAUCGGUCAGAAGCUCGUUGUUCCAGGCACGUUGCGGUUCGAUUGGGACCCGUCGACGAACAAAGUUGUCCGCACGCACUAUGAGAUCGACAUGCUGACCUCAUUGCUGGCAUUGCUGGGAAGUGUGGAGGACGUCUCGAGUGUACUUGACAGCGCUCUUGCUAUUGACUACUGGAGCACGACUACGUGCCGCUAG